AUGCACGAUUGCCGGUCGCUCCAUCCCAGCCCGGCACGCCCAGCGGGGCCCCGCCCUUCCCACCGCCCCAUCUCCCCUGCACCCUUCGCAGCCCAGGCAGUCGCUCCCCUCAACAUCCACAAGGCCUCCAGGGAGCUCAACGUUCCCAACUCGAAUUCCUCCACUCUCCUCUCCCCUCCCACACCCAACCCACCGCUCUCCCGCUCACCCACACCAACCCUGAGCAUACCCAGCAUGCCCAUCCCUGGCUCGUCGCCCAGGCGAAAACCCAUGCUGCCCAAGAUCGACUUCAAGAGCAUCAGCAGCAAUAAUGGCACGUUUGAGAUAUACGCAGGUGGGCCGCAGCCGCAGGCCGCCUCUCCCGCGCCGCGUGCAGCGGGCGACGCCUCCAACAAGUCCACGAUCCGCCCCGACCAGAUGAUAUCGCCGCGGCCACGGCCACCGCCGGCGGUGUCGAUGGAGAACCUGCGGCAGACGGUCGAGGAGUUCGACCAGUGGUCCGACGACCUGCUCGAGGAGCUCAGCCGGCUCGGCUCGGGCGCAGGCGGGGCGGUGUACAAGGUGCGCGACCGGCGGACGGGGAUGGUCAUGGCGCGCAAGACGAUCACGACGCUCGAGGCCCCGAUGAAGCAGCUGCUGCGCGAGAUCAAGAUCACGUCGAGCACGGAGCACGUCAACAUCAUACAUUUCUACGGGGCGUAUAUUAGCCCCAGCAGCAGCGAGGUCAAGGUGCUCAUCAACUAUUGCGAGGGCGGCUCGCUCAAAUCGGUUGGGAAGCGCAUGCGCGAGAUCGGCGGCAGGGUCGGCGGGAAGGUGGUGGGGCGGCUCACGGAGGGGAUCCUCCAAGGUCUCGCGUACCUACAUUCGAGGAAGACAAUUCACCGCGACAUCAAGCCGCUGAACAUCUUGCUUACGCGGGAAGGCGUCGUGAAGCUGUGCGACUUUGGUGUCUCGGGCGAGCUGAUCAACUCCGUGGCUGGGACGUUCACGGGCACGAGCCUGUACAUGGCGCCGGAACGCCUGUCCGGGGUCGAGUACACGAUUCGAUCAGACGUGUGGUCCACAGGCAUUUCGCUCCUUGAACUUGUCACGAACCGGUUCCCUUUCCCCAACGAUCUCGCUGCGAUCGAGCUCAUGAUGUACAUCACGCAGAACGAGCCCCCGGAGCUCGAGGAUGAGGAAGAUAUCGAGUACAGCGCGGAGAUGAAAGACUUUAUCAAGAAAGCCCUGACGCGAGAUCAUGCUCUGCGACCCGCACCGGCGGGCAUGCUGGACCAUCCUUGGAUCGUGAGUAUAAUGCAGCAGAAGGUCGAUAUGGCCUACUGGAUGCGCAAGGUAUGGGGCUGGAAGAACCAGAAGAGUCACAGGGAAGAUACGCCGAGAGACCACUCCCGCUCCCUCGUCGUGUUCGUCCGGUGCGCUGCGCGCUCCGCCUGUUCGGUUCGCGUCGUGCACGCAUCCCCGCCGUCUGCGCUGCCCUCGGACGACACCCAGCGCCCCGUCGUGCCCACGUACUCGCAACCCUGA
Trametes versicolor FP-101664 SS1 is the source of this 1527-nucleotide messenger RNA. Its product is annotated as kinase-like protein. Lineage: Eukaryota; Fungi; Basidiomycota; Agaricomycetes; Polyporales; Polyporaceae. Bases 1 to 1527 code for a protein of 508 amino acids. The transcript has 7 exons. Gene Ontology annotation, biological process: protein phosphorylation; regulation of fungal-type cell wall organization; cell integrity MAPK cascade. Gene Ontology annotation, molecular function: ATP binding; MAP kinase kinase activity. The record is from RefSeq and is a predicted model, not a curated record.